Messenger RNA from Sphaerodactylus townsendi, 901 nucleotides. Its product is annotated as protein salvador homolog 1-like. The transcript has 3 exons. The record is from RefSeq and is a predicted model, not a curated record. Gene Ontology annotation, biological process: hippo signaling; apoptotic process; regulation of cell population proliferation. Lineage: Eukaryota; Metazoa; Chordata; Lepidosauria; Squamata; Sphaerodactylidae. Gene Ontology annotation, molecular function: molecular adaptor activity; protein binding. Bases 6 to 857 code for a protein of 283 amino acids.
AUCUUAUGCCUUCAUUCAUCCGUCAUGGUCCAACCAUUCCAAGACGCACGGAUAUCUGCCUUCCAGACCCAAGCCUUUCUGCCUACCCCGCUGGUGGGGAUGGAGCGAUUUCCCGGAACCAGAGCUUCCUGAGGACUCCAGUGCAGAGGCCGCCCCACGAGGUCAUGAGGCGGAAAAGCAACCGGCUCUCUGCCCCUUCCUUCCUUGCCAGGGCCGAGGUCCCGCGAGAAUACAACUCCCCUCCCCAGCCUUUUCUGGCAGAGGCCAACUUGAUCGCAGAAAACGGAGACACUGGAUCCCGCUACUAUUACGACCCUUUCUACAAUGGUCAGAGGCGGCACCCGCUGGGGGAUCCUGUGUCGGAUGAGUAUCGAUACUAUGAACAGAACAAUGACCUCUUCCAAAGGAUGUCGCAGAAUCAGGGAAGAUACACUCCAGGCAUCGGAAGGAUAGCUGCUACAUCAUUAGGAAACCUGACCAACCACACUUCAGAAGACUUGCCCCUCCCUCCCGGCUGGUCAGUGGACUGGACGCUCAGAGGAAGGAAAUACUACAUUGACCACAACACGAACACCACCCACUGGAGCCACCCGCUUGAGCGCGAGGGGCUGCCUCCGGGGUGGGAGCGGGUGGAGUCGGCCGAGUUCGGAGUCCACUACGUCGACCACAUUAAUAAGAGGGCGCAGUACAAACACCCGUGUGCUCCCAGCGUUCCCCGUUACGACCAGCCGCCUCCUGUAUCGUAUCAGCCUCAACAAGGUGAGAGAAGCCAGCCAAUCCUCGUGCCGGCCAAUCCGUACCACACAGCAGAGAUUCCGGACUGGCUGCAGGUCUACGCCAGGGCCCCUGUCAAGUGAGCAUCUCUUUCCUGCUGACAUGACUUAGCUUGUCUCUGAACUUG